AUCUUUGUUUUUGUAACGAACCCCUUGAUCGAUGAUUGAUUCAAAAUACUUGAGGCUUGCGUAAAAUGAGCUUCAACAACUAUUAUCUGCCUUCUGGCAACCCAAACUCAGCCGGUACAAUGCCUGGAAUCAAUAUGGGCGGAGCUACUUCGUCACCUUUUGCUGAGUUGAUGCAGAACCCAGAAAGUGUUCAGCUGUUGUCCCAGAUGUUGCAAGAUCCGACUGUGAGAGCGAAGCUUCAUUUGCCCCAACCAAACCAAACUAGUCAGCGUCCGGAUAUAGUUGAAUCUGGCUUCAACUCUGUUGGUGGUAGCAACUUGAAUCGAAACAUAGCGACGCCGAACAAUAUUAUGUGGACGAAAAGGGAACAAGGAGAUAAACUUCCUUCACCUCCCAUUGGUUUCUGUACUACUGGAGAUGUUGCUAAUUUGAGUGCAACUCCCCAGGUAGCAGCAACAGCGUCUUCAGUGAAUUUGAACAGUGCGAAUAACAUACCACCAAACAUGCCAAAAAUGUUCCAAGAGUUCCAGCAGUACAUGAUGGCGAAACAGUUUGCAGACAGUCUGAAUAGCGCACAGGAAACGUAUCAGCUGGUGAUUCCAGCCACGUCUACGAAACAGGCACAACCAGAUCAGUUGCCACAACCGCCGCCGUUUUUUCCGCCGCCACUGCCUUUCGAAGUGUUGAAAUCUCAAGUGAAUUCAACCAACCCGAACUUAGGCCAAAUAAACAACGAAAUGAGCAACGUAGGCAGCAAGGCUGCAGGGGGAAACUUAGGACGUGGAGAUGACUCCAACGAAGAAAGCUCAGCUUCUUGGUCUGCGCCGAGUCGAAAACGAGGAGCAAGUGAUUCUUUUGAUUCAUUUUUCAAAGAUCCUGCCCAGAGUCAAUCUAUGUCGCCUUUUACGUUUUCUGCGAAGAUAAAUAAUAUGAAACAGAGUAAUGGAAACGGAUCGACGAUAACUGUCAAAAACGAAACUGGAAGUGGAGGUUUCAAAAACUCAAAUUGGAACAACAAUAUUGCACAAGAGUCAAUGUUAACUUCGCCGAAAAGCGCCUCGAGCAACAACUCGAUGUCUUCGUCAGAAAUUUUCGCUUGCUUCAAGCAGAGUUUGAACGGUCCACCACCAUCAGUGAACUCGACAAGCAGUCUUUCAAAAUUGGCAGUCUAUGAUGAUGAAAUAAGCAAAGUAGUUAACCCCACUGUAAAAAGCCCAGUUGGUCGAAUGAACAAUCGACCGAAUGAUCAGAUCAUGUUUGGAUCUAACAUCUCAAAGGUUUCAAAUACAGUAGUCCCUGAAGUGCGUAGAACUGAAUAUCUCGUUUCAGUAACUGAGAAUUUUGGGGCUACCAAAAGUGCCAUACCAAGAACGGGAUCCCACAGACGUGCAAAUGUUUAUUCGAGGAACCCUUUUGCUCAAUCAGUAUCUGUCAAGCAAGAGUGGGGAGUUCCAGGUCAAACAGUUUGGUCCAAGCCUCCUCCUCAGAAGACUAAGCCGCCCUUCAAACCAAUCUCAAGAUCUAACGAUUCUUUUUCGAGAUCCUUCAUGGCCUCCACUUCGGUGGAAUCGUCUUUUGCGACAAAACCGACGGCUUUUUCAUGGUCGCAACCUUUUGAAAAUGAUAACGAUAAAUAUGAAUCUUUGAUUUCAUGCGAUCCCUGCAAUAAAGUGUUUUGGACUAAAAAGUCGUUAGAAGAACAUAAAUUGGAGCAUUCAAAAUGUCCUCAUCCAGGAUGCUCAUUUUCAGCCAAUGAAGAGGCUGUUGAAACUCAUUUUGCUAAUACUCAUGCAAGAGGGAUUCAUUUGAAAUUGGACACGCCUGAAGACAUUCGCAAAUGGCGCGAAGAAAGAAAGAAAAAGUUUCCGACGAAGCAGAAUGUUGAGAUGAAGAUAAAAACUAAAAUGGUUCGGGAAUCACGAGGCGAGACUAUAGAAACGAUGUCGUACUCGAAUUGUAAACCUAGAGGCAAUUACCAGAAUUCGCAACAGCAACAACCGGGUAAUAAGAAUAGUGAUGCAAUGACAGUGAAGCAAGAAGUGAAGAACAAUGCAGGGUUUGCGAGGAACCCUAGAUUGACAAGCCGCCAAAGGUAUCUGUCGAAGUUCACAAGACCCGGAGAUGCUCCUAAGAAGCCGAAGUUCAUUGAAAUCAAGAAAGAAGACUCGGAUUCUGAGGAUAGUGACUCGCCUCCAAUGGAAAUUCCAGUUGGUAAACAGGAUCCAGUGAAUGUUACGAAGUCUCCAGGUUCUGAGCAACGUUUGGAUUCACCACAAAGUCCACAGAAAGAGAUGAACAAUAAUGAGAUAGGAUGUGAAAACUUUCAGAGAACUUAUAAGAAAAGGCCUCGAAAGGCGACUUUGCUGGAAAUGCUGAUAGCUCCUGAUAUUCGCCAUGAGCGAAAUGUUUUGUUGCAAUGUAUGUACUUCAUUGAGCAGAAUCAAUUUUUCUCGUGUUAAUUUUCAAAUUUGCGAUAACAGAGAGAAUAAAAGGUUAA
Symsagittifera roscoffensis is the source of this 2497-nucleotide messenger RNA. RefSeq lists its product as uncharacterized. Gene Ontology annotation, cellular component: nucleus. The record is from RefSeq and is a predicted model, not a curated record. Gene Ontology annotation, biological process: box C/D snoRNP assembly. The transcript is spliced from 2 exons. NCBI's taxonomy places the organism in Eukaryota, Metazoa, Xenacoelomorpha, Acoela, Convolutidae. Bases 66 to 2459 code for a protein of 797 amino acids.